UGCUUAUGAUUGGUGUGAGUAAGCCAGACUGUCCUCACGAGAUAUGCACCUCACUGAUGUGGUUAGAUUAUCCUAAUAACUGUUGCACCAUAAGUUGUUAACCACCCACUACCGACGAUCGAAAUUGAGUGUUGCUAUUUGAGUUUUUGAUGGAUUUGAGUCAGUCAAUGGUUAAGGGUUGCAAAGACCUUGAGUGUGGGGUGAAAGGUAUGACCAUUAAAGCACAACUUGUCCUUAGAGAAAGAAACUACUGAUUACAACAAGAGUACAAGGAAAAUUUUGUUUUGUUUGAGUGUUUGAUUAGUGAGUCUCUGGUGUGUCAUUGUUUUGGUUAGUUAUGUGUUUGUGUCUUUUGAGUCGUUGCUUAGGGACAAGCAACAAUUGAGUGUGGGGUUGUGAUAUUCGGCUUUAACAUAUUGAAUUUUUGGACUUUAUGUGAUUAUCCAUGGUAUGUUUUAGCUAAUUGGUUCUAUUUUAAGGCUCCCUAGCCCAAGAAUGGUUGAAAAACCAUUACUGCCUAGUGCCAUGAGUUUGAUGUAUUACAGGUGAAGAAAACACGAAAAAGAAGUUGCACCGGCAAACAAUGCUCUAAUGCUGGGCUUAAAGCCCAGCUGGAUGGCAAUUAAUUGAGAAUUGGCCCAAGUGAAUUUUGGGGCCGGACACAAUUUCUGGAGGGGAAUUAAUUGGCCCAAGGGGGACUAUUUUGGACGCAAGACUUUUGGGCCAAGGGUUUUUGCCAAUUUCUGGGAGGAAACGAAAUUCUCUGGUGGCAAGGGAAAUUUGGGGAGAAUAAAAGGCAGGAGGGAUUUUUACCAAAAAAGGGGCUCGGAAUUAGAGAGAGGCAUAGAAGGCGGCUUGUUGGGUUGUGCGAGGCGGAAUUUGAUUCUUGGAGGGGAGCAGAAUUUUUGGGCGGAAUUCUUGGCAAAAGAAAAGAGAGAAAGCGGCGCAGCAAGGCAGGAGAAAAACAACAGGCGACCAGUCGAUUUUCAAUCGGCAAUUGAGAUUUCUAAGGCUACUUGAGCUGAGUUCAACGAGAGCGAUUAGUUGGUUGGAUUUUCUGAACCUAAUUAGUUGUUUCUUGUUGUUUUAGAACAUGAUGAACAAAACCCUAUCGAUUUAUCUCAAUUUCAUCAUGAACUAAACCCCGAUUUCCGGGGGAAACACCAUAGGAUGUAGCUAUUUCUUGACUUGAUGGAUUGAUUCGUAUUUCAUUUCUUCCAAUAUCUAUUGCAUGAAAUUACUUAAUGCUUUGUGUUGACUGACCACCAAUACAAUGAUUUGUAGUUAAUUAGGUUAUUAGCGACAGUGAAACCCUAAAAACUGAACCUAUUUCAUGUGACAUAGUAACUUAUCGAAGCGACAGUGGAUUAAAUAAGGUGCUAUGCGGUCUUAAAUAGGAUAUCGAUCUUCAGGCUAAAUAGUUAAUUCAUUGAGCUACGACAGUAGGAUUUGAAUUGAUUAUUUAGUACGUAGUAAUUCCCGACAGGGAUAGCUAGCACAUUCGUGAUAUCCUGGCUGUAGAGAUAUGGAUUAAAUUGAUUGGAAUAUGUGAAUUAAUCUGGAUAGGAUAGGUAGUGAAUCCCGGUGUUUCUCCCAGAGCUUUCUCCAUUGAAUUUCUCCCGACAGUUUUCAUUUAGUUAAUUUGUUUAUUUUAUUUUGCUUUUAGAAACUAGUCUCAUUAAACUAUUUUCACUUAUAGUUUGCUCAUAAAUUUGAUAGAAUAUAAGGUUGUACCAGUCCCUGAGAGACGAUACCCGGACUUUCCGGUUUACUACGAGAUAGGAAUUUAAGCAGUACGCUUUUGCCCUAUCAGUAAUGGAGAACAAAUGUUGUGCUUUCCAAUCUUGCAGACAUUCUGCCAAUUUUUCUGCAAUAUCCUUCCCACUAUGACUAGUGAUGGGAACAAAGCUAAUGAUCCUCUUCUGCAGCUUCCAGUCACUUCCAAUGAAAUGAGCAGUUACACACAUGAAGUUCUGGUUGUUAUCAGAAGUCCAUGUAUCUAUGGUGAUAGAAAUUCUUCCUUUGCACUUGGAUUUGAAGAACUCAGAUAGCAACUCUUUUUUCUCCAAAAAGAUUAUAUAACAAUCCUGCCUUAUUGUCUGUCUUCCAGGUAUCACAAACAAUGAUUGGGUUUCCGCCAUAAAUCUCUUAAACCCUUCAUGCUCAACAAAGCGAAAUGGCAGCUCAUCCAAGGUGAUCAUUACAGCUAAUGCAGUUCUAGCUUUUUGUUGAUCAAACUUCCAUGGAGUAAGAGAGCCUACCUCACCAUCCCCAGGCUGAUAAUUCAAUAGUGAUUGACCACUGGCUGCCUUCCUUUUUCUCUCGCAUGCCAAGUGAUGGUUCUUCAUACCAGUAGUCCCGUUAUUGAUCGAGUGAGCUUUUAUCAAAGUUCCACACUGUUUGCAUUUACCAUAUGGGUAGUCAUCCACCAGAGCAUCCUCAUAAUGAUCCCACCACGGGGAUCUCUUCUUCCUUCCCGGUCCCUUCACAUUUUUCUUUGGCUCAACCACUCCAUCCGCUGGCGUAGCAACUGCAGGAGUUGCAGUAGCAGUAGGAGGUGCAUAUUCAAUGCCUGUGGUAGGUGUAGGUGUACUAGAUGCGACAUUCCCUUGAAUCCCUUCUGCAACUCCAACACGGGUAUCCAAUUUUUUGGAAGUAGUUCGAGGAGGAACUGAACCACUUUUUUUCGGACCAUCUCCUUUACGAGGACGAGAAGGUUUUGUCCUAUAACAAAAAGUAAAAUAUCAUAAAAAGUAAAAAUCAUUAAAAUGUCAUUGCAAACAUGUCAAAUAACAAAAACCACCCAACCAUAAACCAUUAAACCACUAUCUUACAUUUUUCACUUUGUUUCUCAAGUAACAAAAAACCAAAAACCGCCCCUCGACCAGUUGACCUUGUGGCUGUGAUCGGCUGUACCACCCCUUGUUUAGUUGUUUUUCACUUUAUUAUAUAUUGCGAUUUGCUUCUGCCUUCUGCCAAAAAUGAACAAUAAAUCAAUAAUACAAAAUUACAAAUUACAAAACAAACUAAUUCUUAAUAUAUUACUUCUACCACCAAAACCGAGAAUCCCAUGCUUCUCUUUCUCUCUUCUCUGCUCGGCAACAAUCUAUAAGAGAGUGACAGUCCAGACUACGAGUCUACGACAAUCGACAGAUGACAAAUCAAUGAAUGGACCAUGGUAAUGGCGAAAAUCAAUGGACCAUGGUAACAACCUACGUACUCGGCUACGCGGCUACGCCAGUUACCUUUCAAAUUGACGGAGAGUCGGAGAGGGCGAGCUGCUGGGCUGUGCAAUCGACGAGGUUCGACGCAAACAAGGACAACGGCGAAGGGCGAGCUGCUAGGUCGUAUCUCUUGGCUGGAGCUUGCGCCAGCGACGAGGAGGACGAAGAAACUACCGCCUACCGGUUUUGAUCGACGACGACGGGAUUCGAUGGAAAUAGGGCAACGACGGAAGGGCUUGCCGGAAACAAAGGCUGGCGGUGAGGAUGACAGCUGUUGGACUAUGUCGUAUCUGUCGCUUGGAUGGAGCUUGACAGCUUGUUGCCGGCGACGGAGACGACGAAGCUACUGUCGGAUUGGAUGAACGGAAGAGUGAUCGGCAGACGGCAAUCGACCAAUCGUGCAGCAGCCAGCAGGAGAAGGGUAGGGCAGCAGGGGAAAUAAAGCGCGAUGCAAAUUCUUAUGUGUUUUGCUCACCGAUCCUAGGGCUUCUGUUUGGAGACUUUGGACUUUUGAUGAGUUGCCAACGUUUGGGUUUGGCGAAUGGCGAGCGAUUUCUUAGUCCAAAUCGGUAUCGGAAUACCGUUCAGCCGACGGUAAUUUACCGGUCCGAGCUCGGUACACCGAUCCCCCAAAUAAUCCAUCCGACUACCGUUUGAUUCGGUUAACGGGUUAACCGAAAACCACCGGUUACCGGUACGGUUAUCGGUUAACACGUUAACCGAAUUACCGGUUAGCAGCCCUACUUGCAGUGUAGCCGGCUUGUAAGAGCUAAUUGGUUUCCUAGCAGUGUAGUCGUGUCAUGGGUACUGAUUAGCUCCCUGCCUCCCUGGUAGUGUAGCCUAGAUGUGGGUACUAAUUUGUUCCCCUCGCAGUGUAGCCGUGUAAGAGUUAUUGAUUAUAAUGGUAAUGAAUGAUGUAUUCAAGUUGUUUGGGAUAAAACGAGCUAAACAAGUUGAAAGGUGGUAUAAAAGAGCAUUCAAGUUGUUCGGAGUAGAACAUGCUAAACAAAUUGAAUUAUGAUGCAAUCAAAUUGUUCGGGGUAUAACAUGUUGAACAUAUAUUGAGGGCAUAGCUAACGGGGUUGUCCGGAAUAUAACAAGCUAGACAUUUUCUGGCAAUGCAAUCAAGCUGUUCGGGAUAAUGACGGAUUGAACAUUUAUUGAAGCCAAAGUUAUGAGGUUGUCCGGGAUAUAUUCCUAUUUAGAUGGUAGACUAAUGCUUCAGGGAACACAUUUUUCCAACUUGCUGUUGCUACCAUCCGAUCAAGCCAAGCCGUUCUUCCGAAAAACCCUCAUCCACUCUCCUGUUAUCCCGAGUAAAUGUGAGACCCGUAAGCCUCCACCUCCCUGCUGGUCUCGACUAGGGCUGAAAAUUGGCCCGACCCGCCCCUGACCCUGUCUGACCCGCCCCUGAAGGGUCGAGAUGUAUAACUGACCCGCCCCGACCCUGUUUCUUUCAUGACUCUGUCUGACCCUUUGGGUCGGGGCGGGUCAGGAAGGGUCGGGUCAGUGAGUCGACCCUAAUAAAUAGACUACUUUUCUAAAAAUUACAAUUUGAUACCUGAAUUUAUUUUUCUUACAUUUUAGUACCUAAAUUUUAUUUUUUUACAAAUAAGUCCCUAAAAUUUGAUGGUAAAAUUACGUUUUGGUACCCAAAAUUUUUAAUUUUUACAAUUUUGUACCUAAACUUAUAAAAUUUUACAAAUAGGUCCAACAUGUUUGUAUGAUGCUAAGGGUCAUAGGGUCAAAAAGUGACCCGACCCUAAAUUGACCCUAUAGACAAACUGACCCAGCCCGACCCUAAGGGUUGGAGCGGGUCGGGGCGGGUCAGUGGAUUUUAAGGGUCAAACUUACACCCCUAGUCUCGACCCCUGUACGUCCACAUCUAUGUAGUGAAGCGAUUUAUUGAUAACCUUUAAUUACCUUGACAUAAUCAACAGUCCUGCACAUCUUACGGACCCUACUCUCCAAUUUAUUUCAAAGGGAGAAGAGAGGAGUUUAUCUCAAGUCAAGUGGUAUAUAUGCUAGAGACAAUGUAUCUUGAGAUGGCGGGUAGAGCCCUAUUUAUAGUUUUUGGGAAGCUCUUUUGGAUGAGAGAACCCCAGUUGCUUGGAAACCAAGCAACGUUGUUUCCCCAAAAGAAAGAGAGGAUAAAAUAUAAAAAAAGUA
Molecule: messenger RNA, 5393 nt
Organism: Linum trigynum
Lineage: Eukaryota; Viridiplantae; Streptophyta; Magnoliopsida; Malpighiales; Linaceae
Source: the annotation of a GenBank genome assembly